AUGAGAAAACAUCUUGACACGAUUUCACAUCAUAUUUCUUUAUACAAAAAGAUACUGUUCUUUGGAAUGUUGGUCAUACAAUUUGUAGGAUUAGCAUUGAUAGGUAAUGGACUUUAUCAAUUUUUUAUGUAUGAUCUCUCGAACGACUGGCGAUUGCCUUAUAUUUGGUUUGCUUCAGUAGGAGUCUCACUGGUGGCAAUCUAUGUAACUUUAUCAAAUCUUGUUUUAAAUCUUCGAGCACUGUCGGUUGCUUUCAUUCUAGAGAUCCUGAUGUUCUUGGUCAUUCUCUCCUGUAUAAUUAUCGUUUCAAUCACUACCAUCAAGUUUAGUGAUACCCUGAAGUACUGCUACUCUGACCACAACGAAAAGGCCGGUACCUGCAUUCCAUUUUUUGGUCAACUUUUCUGUGAGAAACACAUUACAACAGAGUGCCAAUCACUACACCGUGGUUUCAGUUUGAUUAUCGGUGGUGAAUGUGCAAUGGCUUUGAUAUCUAUAUUAUUUUUAUUUACAACAUUUUUAAAGAUGAAUCCACCUUCCUUCUCAUCUGACCCACAAUAUGAACCACUCCUCCAAUCAGUUGAUAUUCAAUAA
This is a messenger RNA of Heterostelium album PN500, 594 nucleotides long. RefSeq lists its product as uncharacterized. The transcript is spliced from 3 exons. The coding region runs from base 1 to 594 and encodes 197 amino acids. NCBI's taxonomy places the organism in Eukaryota, Evosea, Eumycetozoa, Acytosteliales, Acytosteliaceae. The record is from RefSeq and is a predicted model, not a curated record.